Molecule: messenger RNA, 1604 nt
Organism: Mustela erminea (ermine)
Lineage: Eukaryota; Metazoa; Chordata; Mammalia; Carnivora; Mustelidae
Exons: 3
Coding region: 66-770 (234 amino acids)
Source: RefSeq, a predicted model, not a curated record
GUCAGUUACUCUGUGGAUUUCCAUCAGGAAUCAUUCAAUUACUGCAGGACUGGAUCUUAUUUUGGAUGACUUCUUUUGGCUUCUGCUACUUGGAUCUUCCAAUAUUAGCUGAAAGAGGGGGUCUGAGAGAAGAGAUAGAAGAGGACAGAAGGUCACACUGGGCCUGGGAGGCAGAGAGAGCCAGGCCGGAGGAAAUCACACCCUGCCGGCUAAUCCCACAGGGCCGGCGGGAGCAGCGUCGCCGGCGGCGGUGUGGCCGUCCUCUCUCGUUCCCGGAAUGUCGCGGAGGCACGGGCCCCUGUAGGGUGGAGCGGCGGCCGCCUCCAGCAGCAGCGCGGGGACCCGCGGAGCUGUCACCUCCGUCCUCCACCUGCCGCGCGUCCGCGGGCAGUUCCUCCCCUCGGUGGCCCCGGGGCGCUGGUGCCGUCCCUCGGCCUUUGACCUCAGGGUCAUACAGGCUCCUCCCGGCCACCGGGGACAGAGAUUCCGCCUGUGGCUGUGAACUGGAACUGCCCGAAGACGCUCCCGGGGACGCUGUAGGCACCGCCCUGGCCGCAGGGAGAGGCCCAGUCUCGCCGAGCGAGGAAUCGCAGGGUCUGGCAGCCGCCGGACUGCCGGCAGGGGGCGCUCCCGGUGCACACGAGGGGCUCCGCCGCCCGCACAGGGUGCGUGUAAAGGGGAGGCCCCAGGGCCCUGCGGUGGGUCGAGCGCUGUGCCGGGCCGCCGUGGCUCCUCACAAGGGCUCUGCUGGGCGCCGCGCAGAGUCCUGAGCGGCCUUGGGUCUCUGGUUCAGGGGCCCGGGGUCGCUGGCAGAAGCAGGGGCCGUGCGCCGGGGUCCCUGCUGGCUUAGGCUGCCUUUGCCCUUCUGCCUGGAGGCCUGGCUGAGGCUGGCUCUCCCUCACAGUGAGGGAUUCCUGCCCGGAUCUGUGCUGCUGGAGAGGCUGGCGAUGGCAGCGGGGACAGCAGGGCCUUCCCCUCAGGCCGGCAGGGGCCUGGCGAGCACAGGGGCUCUGCAGUCUCCCGGGCGUCAAGCAGGGCGUCCUUGGGAGCUGCGCAGCUCCUCCGAGCGGCCCUGGAGUAGCAGUUCGGGUGGGAAGGGCUUGUGGUUGGCGGAGACCCGGUGCCACCCCGGAGAGAGGCGUCUGCGGGGAGGGGAGCUGCGGGGGGUGGGUCAGCUGAAGGCCCAGGCUUCAGGGAGUGCCGCGCCCUCGGGUCUCUUAGAACGCAGGAGCAGGUGUGUGGCCUGUGAGUCCUAGAUCUCUCCUUCCACGUGUGACCUGCCCCCCCCCCGCCCGCCCCCCUCCCCGCCCGCAGUCUGCCCAGGGUCCUUGUAGUCGCAGACUGGCUCCAGGACGGCCUUCGGGUCCUCGGGGUCAUGACCCACAGCAAUCCACGGAGCCUUCUCAGCAUCCUCAACCUGCCUCUCUUGCUGGGAUGGGAAUGCGCACUUCUCACGCAGAUUUCCAGGUUCGGUGGGUGAGAAGGGACUGGGCGAUAUUCUGCCUGGUACCGGGCCCCACAGCUCCUGGACCGUCUGUCCCUCAAAAGGCAGAGUGUGGACUCCCCCCUCCGGUUCUCCCCUGGGAGAGCUGGGGGCAGCCCAG